Suillus fuscotomentosus is the source of this 279-nucleotide messenger RNA. RefSeq lists its product as uncharacterized. Lineage: Eukaryota; Fungi; Basidiomycota; Agaricomycetes; Boletales; Suillaceae. The record is from RefSeq and is a predicted model, not a curated record. The annotation marks the transcript as partial. The transcript has a single exon.
AUAUGUUUCUCCCUGCACCCGGGACAUGCUCUUGUCGAUACCGCCGCGCUUAUCGAUGAAAUCAUCACUCCGACACAAGACAUAUCGGCACUCCCAGUGAGGAUUGAGGAACAUGACAGAUGGGCUGUGAUUGGACCGGGGGACAGGCUUCUGUUUUGGGUCCCGCCAAACUAUGAUCCCCUGUGGUGCCCUCCGGGGACGCAAUGGGUUGUCCCAGCGCUCAACCCUUUGCUUGAUCUCAGCCGAAUGGCCCACGGAUUAUCAUGGGAGUCUUGUUAU